Paramisgurnus dabryanus is the source of this 8590-nucleotide messenger RNA. RefSeq lists its product as uncharacterized. Lineage: Eukaryota; Metazoa; Chordata; Actinopteri; Cypriniformes; Cobitidae. The record is from RefSeq and is a predicted model, not a curated record.
GCCUCAGGAUCAGGAGGAGGAAUCAAAAAGCAAACUCCAGGAAACUUUUUGCUUGUCCCAUCACUGGACUGCACCUCCCAGUUGUUAUUGUCUGUGUUGGUCUUUAGAUUGAACAGCUCUCCUCUGUUCAAUGAAGCCUGACCUUUCCUCACCAGAGCGGGAAGCUGUGGAGGAGUUGUUGCCCGGCAUUCGCACCAGGCGGUACAGCGUGCCCCACAUCACCCUGGCUCCAGACACCCGGAGACGACCGAGGCAUGCAACGAGCGAUAACCCAUCUCGAUGCAGCUUCACGGACCGCGUUCGGGCAAACGGAGACGCUUCCCCCCAGCAUGAAAACGGUAAGACUCCACUUGUCAUUGUAACCUGCACUACUUGCCACAUGUACAGUUUAGCUUCUUCCGUCAGCACAGAGGGGUUUACAUGUGUUAAAUGUAUUGAAGUAGUAAGGCUAACGGAGAAGGUUGCAGAACUAGAAGCGCACAUCCAAACGCUCGUUGAGGACAGUAAAACCGCUAAUGUUAAUGUUUCAAACACUGUUUCGGGUGCGCCUACGGUAACGCGUAGUACACAUAGCUCGGUUUCGGCAACUGAGUUAACACGGCCGACUAACUGGGUGACUAUCAGGCGGCGUAGUCAUAUUCGAUGCCCAUCGAAGUCCCCCCUAGUAAUUUCUAACAGAUUCGACAUCCUAAGCAAUACACCGGCUGAGACAUCUGUUAAAGGUGCCCUUGUUAUUGGAAACUCGAUACUUAAGAACGUGAACAUUGAGGCACCAGCCACCAUAGUUGACUGUAUACCGGGAGCCAGAUCGUCAGACAUUAGAUCCAAACUUAAAGUGCUGGCUAAUGCUAAGCGUAAGUUUUCAAAAAUUGUUAUUCAUGCCGGCGCAAAUGACACCAGACUCCGCCAGUCGGAGAUCACCAAAGAUACUAUUAAAGAGGUGUGUGAAAUUGCAAAAACAAUGUCAGAUAAUGUAAUAUGCUCUGGUCCCCUCCCCGCCUACUGGGGUGAUGAAACUUAUAGCAGAUUAGCGUCUCUUCACCACUGGUUGUCAAAAUGGUGCCCUCAGCAUAACGUAGGGUUUAUAGACAAUUGGAAGCACUUCAGGGGGAGACCUGACCUGCUAAAGAGAGAUGGCCUUCAUCCGUCAUCGGAAGGAAAUGCUAUACUCUCUAGAAAUCUGACCAAUACUCUUAAUUCUAAUACAGUCUGACUACCCAGGGCCCAGGUCAGGAAACAGAUAGAUCGGCCUACCCGUCCAUCUGUUAGCUGCUCUGACAUGUCGAGAUCACAUAUAUCCUAGAACUUAGAGUCUAUCUUACCAGAGUAUCAACACAUUUCAACUGUGUGCGUUCCUCGAACAAACGAAUACAGAGCACCGUUUACCUCGUCUCGUACAAAUCUUACUAACAUAAAAUUAGAAAACAAUACGUUUACAGAUGAACCUCGAAUGUUAAAAUUCGGCCUUCUUAACAUUAGAUCGCUUACCAAUAAAGAACCCAUUGUCAAUGAAAUAAUUACUGACCAAAACUUAGAUGCACUCUCUUUAACAGAAACCUGGCUUAAAGCAGACGAUUACAUUAGUUUAAACGAAUCCACCCCACAAGACUACUAUUAUAAACAUGAACCGCGAUUAAAGGGGAGAGGGGGUGGUGUAGCUACAAUAUACAACAACAUUUUUAAAGUUAACCAAAAAUCUGAACUAAAAUUUAAUUCAUUUGAAAUAAUGCUAUUAAAUAUGGAAAUAACUGAUCGUAACCAUAAACAGCUCUCUUUUGUCCUUGCUACAAUCUAUAGACCUCCGGGCCAUCAUGCAGAUUUUCUUAAAGAAAUAUCAAAUUUCCUGUCUGACCUCGUAGUCACUGUAGAUAAAGCUCUUAUCGUUGGUGACUUUAAUAUACACGUUGAUAACCCAACAGAUACAUUAGGAUUAGCGUUUAUAGAUAUUCUAAAUUCUCUCGAUAUUAGACAAAACGUGACAGGGCCCACGCAUACUCGUAUGCACACAUUAGACUUAAUUCUGUGACUCGGGCUCAAUAUUAAUGAAAUCGAGAUAUCACCUCAGAGCGAUGCAGUUUCAGACCAUUGCCUUGUCUCAUACACGGUACUUCUAGAUAGGAUCACUUGAUCCACAAUAUGCUACCGACUAGCCAGAACAAUAAUUUCUACCACUAAAGAUAACUUUAUUAGCACUCUUCCAGACCUGUCCCAAAUGAAACAUGUAGCAGAUAAUCCUGAAGAUCUAGAUAUUGUAAUAGAAAACCUGAACAGUAUUUGUUCUAACACAUUGGAUGCCGUAGCUCCAAUUCGAAAAAAGAGAAUCAAAGAAAAAACGCCAGCUCCAUGGUACGACCAUCAUACCGCAGCCCUUAAAAAGGUUGCUAGAAAAAUGGAAAGAAACUAUAGAAGCACAAAGUUAGAGGUAUGGCGUGCAGCAUGGAAAAAGAGUGUUAAACACUACAGACAGGCUAUAAAAAUUGCCAGAUCUACGUAUCUCAGCAAUCUAAUUAAAGAAAAUCAUAAUAACCCUCGCUUCCUCUUUAGCACAGUUGCGAAACUGACUAGAAAUAAAGAACAAACAGAACCCACUAAUAAACUCCCACACAAUAGUAACGACUUCAUGAACUUCUUUACUAAGAAAAUUAUGAUUAUUAGGGAAAACAUUGUAGGUACCCAAGCAGCCACCACUCUAUCCAGUAAUAUAUUUAAUGCUAGCUUACCAUACGAACAUCUUGAGUCAUUUAAACCUACUACAAUAGAAGAGCUAUCUAAAUUAGUAUCGUCAUCCAAAUCAUCAUCCUGUAUAUUGGACCCUGUUCCCACAAAAUUACUCAAAGAGGUAUUCCCUAUAGUAUCUAACCCAGUACUAAAUGUAUUUAACUCAUCACUAGAAUUAGGCUACGUUCCAACAGCUUUCAAACUAGCAGUUAUUAGACCGCUCAUUAAAAAACCAAACCUUGACCAGGGAGAUCUAAAUAACUUUAGACCAAUCUCAAAUCUCCCUUUUCUUUCCAAAAUAUUAGAAAAAGUAGUGGCAAGCCAGCUACGUACAUUCUUAGCAAAUAAUAGUACGUAUGAAAAGUUCCAAUCAGGAUUCAGGCCCCACCAUAGCACAGAGACAGCACUGCUUAGAGUUACAAAUGACCUUCUCCUAACAUCCGAUCGUGGCGAAAUAUCACUCCUUAUAUUAUUAGACCUUAGUGCAGCCUUUGACACAAUAGAUCACACAAUCUUACUUAAUAGGCUAGAAAACUAUGUUGGCAUCAGUGGUUAAGCGCUAGCCUGGUUCAGAUCGUAUCUAACCAAUCGCUAUCACUUUGUUUAUGUAAAUGAGUAGGAGUCACAUCACUCCCUGGUUAAAUACGGCGUACCGCAGGGAUCAGUUUUAGGUCCUAUCCUGUUCUCGUUAUAUAUGUUACCUCUGGGAGAUAUUAUCAGGAAUCAUAACAUACAGUUUCACUGCUACGCAGAUGACACACAGCUUUACAUCUCCUCACAUCCUAGCGAAACACACAAUUUUUCUAAGCUAUCAGACUGCAUCAGCGAUAUAAGUGACUGGAUGGCACAUAACUUUCUUAUGCUAAACUCCAAUAAGACAGAGAUACUUGUUAUUGAACCGAAUCGCUACAAAUAUAAUAUGACAGACUACAAGUUGCCCAUAGAUGGCUGCACUGUGGUGCCAACCUCCACGGUUAAGAAUUUAGGUGUGAUGUUCGACAGAAAUUUAUCCUUCGACAGCCAUAUCUCCAAUGUCUGCCGCACAGCGUUCUUCCACCUUAGAAAUAUCUCAAAAAUACGCCAUAUGUUGUCUGCAUCAGAUGCAGAGAAGCUUAUCCACGCUUUUAUGACCUCUAGAAUAGACUAUUGUAACUCGUUACUUGGAGGAUGCCAUGCAAAUCAGGUAAACAAGCUUCAGCUAGUUCAAAAUGCUUCUGCAAGAGUUCUUACUCGAUCUAAGAAGUAUGACCGCAUAAGCCCAAUUCUGGCAUCUUUACACUGGCUACCAGUUAAAUAUCGUAUACAAUUUAAAAUAUUACUAAUCACCUACAAAGCCUUAAAUGGCCUAGCACCCUCAUAUCUUAGAGAAUUAUUAUCAGAAUACAAUCCAUCACGUGCACUGCGGUCACAAAAUUCUGGCCUCUUAAUUGUCCCUAAAAUAUCAAAAGUGUCUAAAGGUGGCAGAUCCUUUUCCUACUUAGCCCCUAAGCUAUGGAAUGAUUUACCAACCGACGUCCGAAAAUCAGAGACUGUAGAUAACUUUAAAUCUAGACUUAAAACUUUUCUCUUUAACAAGGCAUUCACAUAGUUUGUUUUAGCAAUAGUACUUAUCUCCCAAUAACUAGCUUGUACAACCUAAUAAAUAAAUAAAUUAAUGAAUAAAUUAAAACCUUUUUUUCGUCAACACUCCAAAGCAUGGUAAAUGACAUUAAUACUCUUUAGUAAUAUGCUGAAACUUUGAAUUGGUUGUCGAUUGAGUCUUAAUUGCAAAAUAUGGUCGGUUUGCAAUUUUGGCCCUUUCCCAUGGCCUUAAAAAAUAGUAUGUCAUACAGAACCGUUUGCCACUGUACGUUAGUAUUAACGACGGCAGUGGGGCCUCUGGCCUUAGUCAAACAAGUUCUGUUUCUACAAUCAUCAUCUAUAUGUAAUACACUUAUCUCCCAAUAGCUAGCUUGUACAACCUAAUAAAUAAAUAAAUUAAUGAAUAAACUAAAACCUUUUUUUCGUCAACAUCCCAAAACAUGGUAUAUGUCAUUAAUACUCUUUAGUAAUAUGCUGAAAGUUUGCAUUGGUUGUCGAUUGAGUCUUAAUUGCCAAAUAUGGUCGGUUUGCAAUUUUGGCCUUUUCCCAUGGCCUUAAAAAUAGUAUGUCAUACAGAACAGCUUGCCACUGUACGUUAGUAUUAACGACGGCAGUGGGGCCUCUGGCCUUAGUCAAACGAGUUCUGUUUCUCAGGGUUCCCGCGGGGUCUUAAAAAGCCUUAAAAGCAUUGAAUUUAUGAAUUUGGAAAUAAUACCUUAAAAAGACUUAAAAAAGUCUUAAAUUUUGAUGUCUGGGUCUUAAAAAUUGUGCUGUAUGUAACUUCUCCAUAUUUUUCCUUAAAAGUUUCUUUGUCAACCACAUUUUGAUUAAAUCAGGGAUGCAAACACAUCGCUUUUCGGCGCCUGCGGCUUUUUAUUAUUAAUGGCAUUUUGGUUGCGAGCACAUCGUGUCUCUCCCGAUGAGUCUGCUGUACGUUCACGUGCUCGCUGUUUCUCGAUGAAUUGGGUGCGACAUGAAGCGAGUUCAGCGUCACAUGUUUCUGAACUUGAGCAGAGUUGUAUGCAUAGAGGUUUUCACGGAGGACCGGGUCCGAUUAACAUUAUGUGUAAAACCAGAGGCGAUUGGAAAACGGCCGUGAUCAGAGUCAGUCAGCGCUAAUGUUCACGUGCAGUUUCAAGCUGCGUGCCUCCGUUUCUAUUCCGAUAACAACUGGCUUGGUUUGAAAGUCACGACCACGCGCUGCAGUUUCUUUCUCCGUCCCUUUGUUUAAUAAUAUUAUUAUUAAUGAAUAUCUAAAAAGUUUAUAUAUAUAUAAAAAGUUUGCUCAAAGAUCACAGAGAUGGUAGCAAAAAAGAAUUGUGAAUGUCAAGCCCAUUGCACGAGCAAAGCUCAAGCUGACUCUAGAUAUAAUAAUCUUUUUUUUUGUUUUAUUAAGGACACUCUGUCUUGGUCCAUAAAACAACAAACAACAGAUAUACACACAUAGACACAUACAGUUACACUUACUCAUGUACAUAUAAACUAAAACGCCAAUGAUUCCACAUCCUUGAAAAGAACCUGACUGAACUCUGUGCCAGGUUCGUCAAUAAUAAAACUCACUCACAUAAUAUAAAAACUCACUAGGACAGCAAGUAGACUUUUGAAUCUAAAAUAAUAAGUGGAUAAAGCUCUUUUAAUCCACAAGAGAGGAAUUAAAAGAGGCACUUUUACUGCUUCUGCUCUAUCUAAAAAGGAAAGAAAACUACAUAAACCAUAACACACCAAUUACAUUUAUAAUCUCUAGACCUGCACUUUCUAUCAUUAAUAUACUAUACAUAUUAUUGUAUUCAAAAGAGUUUGAUAAAAGGGGUCAUUUACACAAGUAUUGCUUCAUAUGUCAGUGCAAAAACAGUAAAGAAUUUUGGGAUGCUUUGACAAACGUUGUCAGCUUUGUUCAUUUAUGGUUGGAUUUAUUAAAUAUAAUGUGAAAUUAAUAUAAAUUAAUGCAGCCAGAUGGAAGGCCCUGGUUACGUUGCAGGAGGUGGCCAGGAAGAAGAGGAAGGAGUAAAGCAAGAAGAAGUGCUAGAUAGUUCAAUAAGAGUUUUAGUUUAACAUAAAAAAUGAAAUUGAAUAUUCCAAAUUAAUGUCGGCGUCUUUUGAUUUUCGAAUUUCAUUUUACUCUAUAUACAUAGUUUGGUAGGGAUGGCAGGGGUCGGUGGCAAUGUAGCCUAAGUAUCUGGAUAUUUGCCUGGGUGUGAGGGCUUAGAUUACCUUUCUCUUUUUUGAACAUACAUGUGUUUGCAUCUCUGUUUGUUUAAUAACGUAGUAUAAAUAAAGAGUGGCGGAUCCAAUAAUUGAGAACGCAACACAGUCCCGGGUCACAGUACAAAAUACUGCGAACACGUGAUGCCUUCAGUAAAUGAAGAUCACCACAACCAUAGACUGCAACACAACACAGCAACAGGCAAAGGAGAAGCGGGAAAAAUCAAAUAAAAUCUCAGAAAUUCCUUAACAACUUAACAUUGUUUGGCAAACUUUCUUGUGGCCUACUGAAAUUUUUUUUCACACCUGCUUGGCUUAUCAUCUUUUACCCAUUUCACAUCGGAAAAAUAAAUGAACACAAGUUCAAGGAUUUUAGUUUUUCUUUGCUGGUAGGGACGUGAAAUGGGUAUUAAUUUUUUAUAUAAAUGGUCUUAAAAAGGUCUUAAAAAGACUUGAAUUUAACUUGAAGAAACCUGUAGGAACCCUGGUUUCUGUUUCUAAAAUCAUCAACUAUAUGUAAUACACUUAACCAGCAAUAGUUAAGCCUGCCCGGAACCGAGCUGACUAAAACCACAUUACUGUGUGACACCUGCUUUUUAUGUGAACGGCCCCUACGCUAAUAAGAUUUUGUUUCUCUCUCCCUGUCUCGUCCUCGAUCACGAGGACAAUAAGACAAACAGAUCCAGAUCCAGUUCCGGUAAAUGUGAAAGUCGGCACACCUCUGAUCUACUGGCUGUUCUUCAACGUGAUGUCCAGCUGAUGCCUGACCAAAGACCACCGGCAGAACCCGCUUAAUCUCCGCUUAAUCUCCUUCCGUUUCAAUAUAUAUAUAUAUAUAUAUAUAUCUCCCAAGGGUUUUUUCCUCCUAGGACUUUUUUUUACUUCCCCGGCUAAAAUUCCGGGGGUUUUUUUCUCCUAGGGGGUUUUUCAACCCGGGGAGGCAGCCUUGUUGGGCUUAACUUCUAUACGUUACAUUAGUAAUACGUUUGCUUAUAAUGUUGAUUUAUAGCUGCAGCAAAUUUAGCUGCUUGUGCUAUCGUGUAUUAUGUUAUGCUAUCUGUCGAUUUUCUGUGCUUUUCAAUACAUCUAUUAUGUAAAGCUGCUUUGAUACAAUUACCAAAUUGUGAAAAGCGCUAUAUAAAUAAAAUUGAAUUGAAUUGAAUAAGUGGUGUCACUGAUUUGGGUAAAAACACACACAAAAUGACAGAUUUUCAAUAUAAAAAGUGAUUGUAACCUGGAUUUUUUUAACCUUUUUCACAGUCUUGGGCAUGUCAAAGAUUGGUAAAAACAUUGGCUUUAAAGCAUUUUUAGUUUUUGUGUAGCAUCAGUUUUUAUUUUAUUUCUCCCUCAUUUUUUGUUAGUGGCUGUUUUUUCCCCCUUGACUUCCAUUAUAACCACAUUUUUUGAUUGCAGAGCUAUGACAACUUUUUAUCAUGCAUUUUUGAAUGUUGGUGUUUUUUCCUUUUGGUAAGGGGUCAAAUUUGUCAUUUUUACUGUUGAUCACCAUGUGGCAUUAUUAACCCCCUUAGUAGGCCUAUGCAAAAACAGAGCUUAAUUUCUGGCUUUGUUAACUGAUUAAACACUUCACUUUCACCUGGGCAUUUAGAUUAGUUUAGUUUUUCAUCAACAAUAUCUGCGUAAAAACUUAAACAUGAUGAUCAUCUUCCGGCUCGACAGUUUUAGCACGUCCUCUAUUUUAUUAAGGAGUCUACCCAGCUAACACAAAUACGUAACGUCAACGUAAUAUGAUGACCAAACUUACGUUGUGGCGACCGGAAAAUUGAAAUACCUGGAUUCGUCGCCUUGACUUAACUUCGCAACGUAAUCUGCCUGUCUUGGGCAUGUCGUGACAACGUAAUGGAUUUAAAGUUUUGUGUUUGUAAAUUUUAUGUUUGGGUCUCAGUUCAGAAAAAUUACUGAUCCUGUCAGACGCCAUGCUGUGCACGUGCAGUAACGCGCUCUGAUUGAGUUCAGCUGAAGGAGGGAGACGCGUCCUGUUUUUGGUUUCCUAUGUAAAGAGCAGCUCGUAUGGUGGUUAAAUAUCUAUUCUAUUUUGACUUAUUUAAGGGAAACUUUGAGACUGAAAAGU